AUGUGUCCCCCACUCUCCUUCCUUAUACCACCAGCCAGCCUGUCCUUGUCCCUUCUCUUAAGCAGUCAGGACGGUGGAGGCGAGCCCCUGGCUGCUGUGCCAGAGGAGGAGCUGCUGCAGAGGCCAGCCCCCCACAGCCGGAAUGCCCCAAGUGAGGAACUGCCCCCCUCCCGCCCGGCCGCUGGGGAAAAGCUGCCAUCAGAGGCCCCUGGAGAACCAGCUGGGGCAGAUAUGGGGAGGGUGAGCCGGUCAUCUGGCUCCGGGACUCUCCACAAAGACACAGUUAUGGACUCACCGAGACCUGGGCUUCCCAGGGAAGGUGGUUCCUUCCCAGUGACAGAGGCAAAGCCAGGGAAGAGGUCCUACUCUCCAGCCUCCAGUAAGCAGAAAAUGCUCAGUGUGGGGGGUCUGGCCUCCGCCUCAUCUCCCAGCGUCAUUAACUCCACCCGUGCCACACACAACCUAGUGCCUUGCGGGUCAGGCCCGGGGCCCUGCCAUCUGGCCAACCUCCUCAGCACAUUGGCUCGGAACAGCCAAAACACAGAUCAGAAGAGGACCCCAGAAGUGACCUGCCAAGUUCGGAAAAAGACUCGGACCCUAUACCGCUCAGACCAGCUGGAGGAGCUAGAAAGGAUCUUCCAAGAAGACCACUAUCCAGAUGGGGAUAAGCGCCGGGAGAUUGCCCAGACGGUGGGGGUCACCCCCCAACGCAUCAUGGUGUGGUUCCAGAAUCGCCGGGCGAAGUGGCGAAAAGUGGAGAAGCUGAACGGAAAGGAGAACAAGGGCAGUCCUGCAGGCCCUCCCCUUACCCCUGCCAGCGGUCAGUGCAGCACUGCAGCCGAGCUGCCACCUACCAUGCCCCUGGCCCCAGAGCCUGGUACCUUCUCUCAGGAGCCCCCUCUGGAUACUCUCACAGAGCCCCCCAUGCUGCUGACCUCUGACCAGACUCUGGCCCCAGCCCAACAGAGUGAGAACACGCAAAGGGCAGCCGUGACCCCACCACUCUUUAGCCCGCCCCCUGUCCGAAGAGUCAACCUUCCUUUUCCCCUGGGCCCUGUCCCUACCCCCCAAAUGAUACCUUUGCUUCUGGAUACUCCUGGCAGUGACAACAGCCACAAAGAUGGCCCCUGUGGAUCCUGGGGGACAAGUGUCACGCCACCAUCCCUCUGUUCAUACUUGGAGGAGCUGGAGCCCCAGGAGUAUCAGCAGAGCCCCCCGCCAGGACCGCCCCUGUUCCCCCAGGCCCUACAGCCCCAGCUUUACCAGCAGCCUCAACCCCAGUACUCCUACCUGCACCCCUUCCCCUUCCCCACGCCCCCCUCCCUGAUCCCUCCGUUGCCGGAUGACUCCCUCUUCACGUCGCCUUAUGGCCCCAGUGCGGGUCCCUCUCAGGGCUACUUCCUGGGCCCCCCGCCAGGGCCGAUGGUGCUGCAGCCCCCUGCGGGGAACGUGGGUGCAGUCCCUUGGAAUGACCCUUGCUUGCCAGACCUGCCUUUCCCUGGUCCCUUCUGUCCGCCAGCGUUGGGGCACCCGCCGGGAGGCGAGGGCUUCCUCCCGGAUCUGCCCCCCGCGCCCUGCGCUCCGGCCGGGAGCCGGCGGCCUUCUCCAGGUGGCGCCCCGCUGCCCGACGCGGCCGGACCAGGACCGGCGACCUUCCUUGGCAAGACCCGAGAGGAGCCGCCUGCCACCUCCCGGGAGGAGUCCCUAGCACUGCAGGAGGUCCGAGAGGAAGACAAGGACAGCUGCGGCCCCUAG
This is a messenger RNA of Lutra lutra (Eurasian river otter), 1755 nucleotides long. RefSeq names its product NOBOX oogenesis homeobox (gene NOBOX). The transcript is spliced from 8 exons. Bases 1 to 1755 code for a protein of 584 amino acids. Gene Ontology annotation, molecular function: RNA polymerase II cis-regulatory region sequence-specific DNA binding; DNA-binding transcription factor activity, RNA polymerase II-specific. The record is from RefSeq and is a predicted model, not a curated record. NCBI's taxonomy places the organism in Eukaryota, Metazoa, Chordata, Mammalia, Carnivora, Mustelidae. Gene Ontology annotation, biological process: regulation of transcription by RNA polymerase II.